Messenger RNA from Drosophila pseudoobscura, 2144 nucleotides. RefSeq names its product titin. NCBI's taxonomy places the organism in Eukaryota, Metazoa, Arthropoda, Insecta, Diptera, Drosophilidae. The record is from RefSeq and is a predicted model, not a curated record. Bases 1 to 894 code for a protein of 297 amino acids. The transcript is spliced from 2 exons. Gene Ontology annotation, molecular function: calcium ion binding. Gene Ontology annotation, biological process: negative regulation of protein sumoylation.
AUGGUGCCUCUGCGACGUCUGGCCUUGGGCAUCAUUUGCAUAUCAGCACAGGCCACCUGCUUUUCAAUUGAUUCCCAGCUGUUUCUGCAAAUCGAUAAGCUGCACGUGCACUCUUUUGUGCCCGACGAGAUCUAUGUAAGCACCAGCGUCGAUCACCUGGAGGCCAUCAACUUCAAUCUGACCAUAAAAGUGCCCUUUGCCGGCAAACUGCUGAUGCAUAUCUUCCUGAGAAAGCUCUCUGACACGCCUGGGGGCUCGGACUUCAGCGAUCUGAUGCGCUUGAGGAAUAUGGACCUGUGCAAGGUACUCGACUCGCUGCGGAAUAUCUCAACGGAUCAUGGCCAAGGGGAGAGUCUGCUGCCAUCCACCUUCUUCAUAUCCUGUCCGCUCGUUCCCGGAUUCUACUACGUGGCGAACAGUGCCAUUGAUGUGAAGUUGGUUCCCUCUCGCGUGCCCGAUGGCAGAUAUCUGGCAAUGCUGGAACUGGUGCAGGUUUACGAGGAGGUCAUCAAAUUGGUUACCUGCAGAAUCAAGUUUAGCAUGACAACCCCGCCGGGGUAUGUAGUGAAAUCAGAUCUGAAUAACAGUGUGGAGGAGCCCCAGCAGGUAGAGCCUCCGAAGGAAGAGCCUCCGAAGGAAGAGCCUCGGAAGGAAGAGCCUCCGAAGGAAGAGCCUCCGAAGGAAGUGCCUCCGAAGGAAGAGCCUCGGAAGGAAGAGCCUCCGAAGGAAGAGCAUCCGAAGGAAGUGCCUCCGAAGGAAGAGCUUCCGCAGGAAGAACCUCCGAAGGAAGAGCUUCCGCAGGAAGAGCCUCCGAUGGAAGAGCCUCCGAUGGAAGAGCCUCCGAUGGAGGAGUCCGAAGAUGUUUCCGAUAGUAGCCUGGAUGACAAUGAAUAAGUUUUGACCAUUCAUAUAUUAUAUCAUUGGUUCCACGCCUUAGACCUGCCGCAACAGUUGACUACGAUAUCUUUCUUUCAUCAUCUUUUCUGUGCGAAAUCAAAAUUUAUUGCCAUCUCCGAAACAGUUUAAACACAAAUUGACACAUCUCCACAUGGCCAGAGCCAGGCCCAUGCCAACUUAAUUGAAAUCCCCAGGGGCAUGGGAAAUAUACCGGUCAGCUACAGGCAGACGACAAUGAUCCAUUGUUACACAGCUGAUACUUGAUAUGAUAUGCAUUUGGUAUACAUUUACUACAAUAUAUGUAUGUAUAUGCAUAUAUCUAUAUCAAUUUACGGAAUGUGUGACAACUGGUGGCAUUGCCAUCUGUUCAUUCUCAAAAUCCAUUAAAUUAACAUAUCUAGAGCGGCUGCGGCUGCGACUGCUGGGCGAAUGUUUCCGGUUUUUCUUCUUCUAGUACGGAUAAGCUGCAACCUCAUCGUCAUGGAUGACCUGGCUUCCAGCAUGACUUGGCACUAAUGCUGGCCUCCGCCCAGCCCAAAACUCGAAUUCAAAAUCGAACGUUUACUUUGCUUUGCUGUUUUAUUUUGUAUUGAUUUAGUGAUCGGAUCUUCACGAUUGAUGGCUAUUAGAAGUGUCAAAUAUUUAUGGAUCUUGAUCUUCACUCUCAUUCUGUCCGGCUAUCAUUUGUUUUAAUUGGCUUGGCCAUUGAUCAAUCAGGCAUGGAAAGGUAAACAAUAUCCGCAAUAUCGUUCUUGAACUUGAAGGUGUUAAAGUGUUUAGAGGGGGCCUAUAAUAGUGAUAACUGAAUGGUGGAAUCUUUUUUGUGUGAUCUCAAUAGUCUUCUUCUUGCCUGACCAACUUCCAGAGUGGCCUUCAGUUGAGCAGCUUUUUCAUUUACUUAGUAUUACUCAGUGUUUAAUCAACGAUCCAACUUAUUCAGUGGACCUCCCCCCCACCCCCUCUGAUAAACAGAAGAUAUGCCACCUAAGUGAACAGGGCAUGGCUUUGGUUUCGGGGCUUUUAGCCGUUGGUUUAGUUUUUGCUGUUUAAAGACGAGCAUAAGUCUGAUUUGCACAGCGACUCGACAGACACGACACCUGCCAGACAGGGCCUUGCCCCCCUCCCCGAUCUGGCCUCUGGCCUGCAGAUGUUUUUGGCCAUGUUUCGUUUUGUUUGGUUUUCUUGUUUUGUGUCUGUCUUUGUUUUGUUUAUGUAUCGCUUAUUUGUCCACUUCUCCACUGCAGUCU